AUGGCCCAGCCCGGCAUUGCAGCUGCCCACCGCCUCCUCUUCCUCUACGCGGAGCCAGUCGCCGCCCUCUACAGCGCCUUGCUGGCCGGCCGCGCUCCGCUCAAGUACCUUUACCUGGUGAAUCCGGCAGCCCCGGCCCACUACCAUCCGAGCCUGCAGGUUGUGCUGGACCAACUGGCCGCCACCUACUUUCUCUUCGCCUUCAACCAGGCCGUGGUACUGCGCGUCGUUGGUGAUGAUAACGUCCGCGUCUGGACCGCCAUGAUAUGCGGCAUGCUGCUGUGCGACCUGCUGCACAUCAACGCGGCCGGCAACACACUGGGCUGGGGCGUGCUGCUGGACCCGGCGGGCUGGAGGUUUGAGGAGUGGGUGGUCAUGGUAUCCACGUGUGGCUUUGCCGCGGCGAGGGUGGCGUUCUUGCUGGGCUUUGGGGCGGCAAGAGGAGAGGCCAAGCCAAAGAUCAAGACAGGGUAA
This is a messenger RNA of Diaporthe citri, 474 nucleotides long. RefSeq lists its product as uncharacterized. The coding region runs from base 1 to 474 and encodes 157 amino acids. NCBI's taxonomy places the organism in Eukaryota, Fungi, Ascomycota, Sordariomycetes, Diaporthales, Diaporthaceae. The record is from RefSeq and is a predicted model, not a curated record. The transcript has a single exon.